AUGACGCAGCUGCGCGAGAUGCGCGAGGUGGAGCGAGGCGACGCGACGGUGAACGUGCGGCGGCGGCGCGUCGUGAGGAGAGCGACGACGAACGUCGGCGAGGCGGGCGCGGCGCCCGCGGCGACGCCCGCGGAGGAGGAGGCGAGCGGCGGGAGAGGGAGAGCCGGAGAGCCGGAGCCGGAGCAGUCGUCGUUCGAAGCGGAGGAGGACGCGUGGCAGCGAUCGCGAGAGGCGGAGUGGGCGGUGAGAGCGCAGCUGCGCAAUCUGAAGGACCGCGAGACGCGUCGGCGGAGACGCGUGACGCCGCCGCAGAAGGGGAAGUUCGUCGAGCCGUUCGCGGACAUGUCCCCGACCGCGCACGACGACGAGUGGAAUCACUCCGUGCAGUGA
Molecule: messenger RNA, 390 nt
Organism: Micromonas pusilla CCMP1545
Lineage: Eukaryota; Viridiplantae; Chlorophyta; Mamiellophyceae; Mamiellales; Mamiellaceae
Exons: 1
Coding region: 1-390 (129 amino acids)
Source: RefSeq, a predicted model, not a curated record